This is a messenger RNA of Echinostoma caproni, 1986 nucleotides long. The record is from the annotation of a GenBank genome assembly. NCBI's taxonomy places the organism in Eukaryota, Metazoa, Platyhelminthes, Trematoda, Plagiorchiida, Echinostomatidae.
AUGGACGAUCGGGCGCGUUCAUACGCUGGACGAAAAUGUACUGGACUCGACGCUGAUGCCGUCGAGUUUAAGCUAAUCCGCAAUUUACCCCCAACAAUCGAUGAAACGGUGCUCACAUCUCUCAAUUGCAUCGCAAAUCUACUCAUAUCCAACCGUCCUCCGAACGGUUAUGAUAUACUUUUCGAAGCCGCAUUAAGAUUAGGUGUGUUCGAAUCCAUAUUCCGGUGGAAUUUCGUAUUUUGCGGGGCUGACUUGGAGGCGUUCAAAGCGAAAGAACUGCAAUUCUAUGAUACCCUUAUCACUGGAGAAGGAAAGCAAUAUUUACGCUAUCCAGAAUUCGCGAUUCCCCUGUUGGCCACGCUUCAUCACUGUGCCAUUCGAUCAAGUUUACCGGUAGAAAGGGUAUUAGUUCGUACACUGAAUUCAGUGUGUGCCGCGAUGUGCGCACAGUUCAGUGAGUCGGAUUUCUCGUACACCACCAGUCAAGUAUGCAACGGUACAAAGGAAUCUGGAAUCGAACUGACCGAGGAUUUGUCCUUUUUUCGUCGAUUAAGUAUGGGCUUGGUGACUGACUUUCGUCAUCAUAUGGGCUUCAAACUGAACCGAAUGAACGAGGAUGCAUCUCAAAGUUUACGCGAUUUCAACGGGUUUAAUCCGGACAGUGGAUCAUUCAUUAAAAUGGCAGACACUGUUGAUUGGCCCUUAUCCAUCGAACCAGAUCCAUCCGGGUCAACAGAUGCAGCAAUUACAUCCUUGGAACGGUCAUUAAGUUUCACAUCACAAGACAGUUCGUGUAAUAUCGAUUCUAUCUUUGAUUUGCUGAUCCCAUUUGUUUUUCGGGAGGGUGAUUUGGGCUGGCAAGCUCGAGAUGCAUUUUUACUGGUGGCAACUUAUUCGAAUAAAGACGAAGACUUCAGUUACAACUUGGCACAACACAGUUCCGUUUGUCCGGUCAUUGCUACUGGACUGGCCACUUUGUAUGCGGAAUUACCACGUGAACUAAUUUCAAACAACUAUCCUCAAUCGUGGCCGGAAUUGGUUCAAACAAUGGAAGAACGGGAGCAGAAUUGCAGUCAGUUUAUUGAGUUUUUCAGUGCGCUGGAGUUUUGUGAAUCGGUUCUGGAGGUUGCACAUCCACUGAUUCAGUCCAGUCUCUUGCAGUUCAUUCAUUCCGGAUUCUUUGUUUCCGUGCUCGGAUUCUCCUUGACUAAGCCCAAUGUCCUCGAGGUAAUCACGGCAACCGUACUGCUGAAGGAGAUCCUGGUACGUACGACUAAUUCGGCCAUACUACCAGCCUUGUUGCGAUUCCUAUUGACUGCUAUGCCUGAGGAGAAACACUCCAAGGAAAUCAAAGGUCUGACGCAGGAUUCGGAGAACAAAUCGGAGUCCGAUGUGGAUCGAACUUCCACGCUGUCUGCUCCGACUCCAAGACAAUCAGAGGGGAUCGACCACGAAGAAGAGUCUUGUAUUCCUGCCUACCGUUCGACAUCUACCUAUAUGGAUUUACUGAUCUCUCGGCUUCACUACUGUAACACUUUGACUGUCGAUCCUAUCGCGGGGCUGAAUGCGGAAACAAAAGCGGAUAUGGAUGACGUUAUAGUUCGCUUGAAAUUUGGACUCCAUCUAAAAACUCUCAAGAACACCGUCUCUUCAAAACGCUUAAAUGUGCUUCCACUGAAGAACAGCGAGAAAUACCAGAAACUGAUGGGAAUGAUACCUGCACAGCUGUCAAACGAUCCCCUCGGUACGCAUGGAAACACCGGAAGUUCGGUUGAAACUCAGUGGACCAGGAUGAAGUCGUCGGUACAACAAGCCGCUCUACACGCACGAGGCACUGGAUCACGUCGUCUGAAGGAUUGGAUAUCCAACCACAUCAUCCAGUUAGCUAAAGCAGCUAGAGAGGCACGCCUGGCUCAAUCCUCUGCUUAUCGCGAUCUCAGACGACAAGCAACACAAUCGGCCAGAAACGAUGGAUGCAACUACUGA